Molecule: messenger RNA, 7518 nt
Organism: Aethina tumida (small hive beetle)
Lineage: Eukaryota; Metazoa; Arthropoda; Insecta; Coleoptera; Nitidulidae
Gene: Mgtor
Product: nucleoprotein TPR
Exons: 13
Coding region: 154-7200 (2348 amino acids)
Biological process (GO): mRNA export from nucleus; protein import into nucleus
Cellular component (GO): nuclear pore
Molecular function (GO): structural constituent of nuclear pore
Source: RefSeq, a predicted model, not a curated record
ACCCGGCAUGUUUUGUUCGGUUUGUGUCGAAGUAUGAGGUUUGGAUAAAGAUAAAUGAUUUUAUAUGCGUAUGUUACUAAUAGUUUAGUUGAAAUGUUAUGUUAAGCAGUAUUGAAGACUAAGUGUUUAUUAUAAAUAAGUAAUAAGUGAAAAAUGGAGCUCGAGGGCGUUCUUGCUGCCGCCGUUACAGCAGAAGAAUGGCAAAUGAUACCCGCCGAGGUUGGCAAAAAAAUUGCCUCCUUUGUUAACGAAGAAUGUGAAAAGUUCAUAACAGCAAAAGCGCUCUUUGAAACUAACAGAUUUAAUUUUGAACAACAAAUAAAAGAUCUGCAAGAUCAAUAUGCAAACACAACGGCUGAAAAUGAGAGAUACCUUCAGAAAAACCUUGUUAUGGAGAAAUCACUUACCGAACUUCAGAACCAAAUCAGCAUGUUGACCAAAGAUAAUUCUCUUCUACAAACAAAAUGCAACAAACUUGACACGGAAACUGCAGAUUACAAAAAUCAGCGAAACGAGGCCAUUGAUGAGCGCGAUCGACUCAUUUCAUUGCUUCAGACACGGGACACUGAAUUGGAAAGACUUAGAACUGAAAUGGCUUCUUUAAACAAGCAGCUGGAUUCCGCCGUUAAGGCUAAAUGCGAAGCUUUAGCUGAAGCCCAAGCUGUUGACUCAAUGAAGCUUACCUUGGAGUAUCGCGAAAAAAGGAUGGAACAUGAGAAGGCCAUGCUUCGGGAACAACUUAAGAGUGUAACAGAUGAGCUCAAUGUGCGGACAAAUGAAUUACUCAACAUGAGGCGAGACAACACAACAAGAUGCGUUCAGUUGGAGGCAAAGGUGACCGAGUAUUCGCAAGAAAUGAUGAAUUUAAAAGCUCAAGUUAAAUCAUUUACCGACAUCAAUAAGAAUUUAGUCGCCAAGCAUGAGGAACUCUCCAAAAAAUUAUUGACCCAACGUGAACUGGAAAGUAAGAUGAAUGACUCAUAUCUUCAGGAACUUGACGCAAAAACUAAAAUGGCCAAUCUGUACCAGUCGAUGUGUGAGGAAAGUCAACAACAUGCUGAGGAGUUGAAGAGUGCAUUGGCAGAGGUGCAAGAAUUACUAAAAACUGCCAGUGAAAAAUAUGGAGAAUUGGAAACUAAACAUAAGGAGACUACAUUAGCCCAUGAAGAAAUAAUUGCCAAGAAGAAUGAUUGCAUCAGUAUGCUGAAAAAAGAAUUGGAGACUGCAAAUGAUUUGAUUGAAAAUGUAAAAGUUGAUCAAAUACAAAGAGAUCUUGAAGAAAUGUCACCAACUGCAGCUGCUGCAUCAAGAUAUUUGAAGUCCGGUAUGACAAUAACCGAAAUAUAUUCUCAGUAUGUCGCAGUUUCCGAAAAAUUCGCAGCUAAGGAGGAGGAAUGUCACAGACUAAACAAUUUCAUAGCUGGAAUAAUAAAGGAAAUUGAUGAGAAAGGUCCAUUGGUCAAUAAACUUAAAAACGACUACAGUAAUUUACUUGACGCUAAUGAUGAACUGAAGACAAACAACGAGCUCAUGUUAAAUGAAUUGCAACAACUGAGAGAUGCGAAUGCGGAACUUCGAAGACUUCAAGGAGUAACUUCCCGCGAAAAUUCAAGAUUAAAGAAAGAGGUCGCUGAUUUAAGCAGACAAGUCUGUCAUCUUUUACAAGAAGUUGAAAAUUCAAGGGUCGGAUCAUCUUCAACAUCAACCGAUAUGGAUCUGAGCGACAGCGUUAGUUCUGCUGAUAUUAUAGCGAAGAAAUUGGUCACCUUCAACGAUAUAUCCGAGCUGCAAAGUCAAAACCAAAAAUUACUGGCUUGUAUUAGAGAAUUAACAGAACGCCAGGAGGAAGCGGAGGCGAUUGAUCCAAUUGAUAUAGCAAAUUUAAAAACAAAAUUGGACAAUUUACGUGAAUCACAAAACGAGUUACUUGAAGAACGCGACAGGCAAAAUAAAUUGUUGGCUACACUCCGCAGCCAAAGGGACAUGUUCCAGAAUUUGUACAAUCAAGCCAUCAAAGCCUCUGGUGAGGAGGUUCCCACACAAUUGGAAAGAAGUUUCUAUCCAGAGAACAAAGAACCUAAUAAAACCCAAACUGACGCUGAGACACAAUCAGAUGGGAAAGUGAAGGAAUUGGAGAACCAGGUUGAUUCACUUAACAAACAAAUUGAGAUUCUCAAUAAGGAGAGUGAAACUUACAGAAAUGAGAAACAUGCUAAUGAGAAAAUGCUUUUAGAACAAAUAGAGACCUUAUCAAAGGAAGUGAGAGAUCUGACAAAAAUAAACUGCAAAUUGACAUCGCAAGCGGAGAUCAACGACGAGAAAUUCAAAAUUAUGCAGAAUAACACUGAAGUAUUUAAGAAGCAAAUUGCUGCUUUAGAAAAUCAAAACAGACACUACAGUGAAUCACUAGUUAAACACGAAACCACGAUCAUAUACAUAAAAGACGAGAUUAUAGCAGCACAGACCAGAGCUUCUCAAGCAGAAGUUAGAGCUGCUAACCUUGAAAAAGAAAACGCAUUACUGCACGAAGUUGAAAAGCGUUUGAGCAAAGAAAAUGAAAUUAUUAAACGACAACUUCAUCAACAAAACGUGAUGCAGAGUAAUAUAGAAUUAAUUAAAGCUACAUUAGAAAGAAACGAUGCUGAGGAAAAAAUACGCGCGGAGUCUAGGUUAGACGAAGCCCAUAGAGAAUGCAGUGCGCUCCGCAGGAGGCUUCAAGAGGAACAAGACAGAUUCAGGGAAUUGUCCGAACAUCUGGAGAGGCAAGUCAAAACCGCCGAAGAACGCAUGUUAGAAGAAAAACGUCAAGCUGACAAACUAAGAGACGAUCUAGCAGCCUCGAGGGAAGAUCUCAUCAAACAAGCGGCCAAAAUUGAAGACUUGACAUCGAAAAUUAAAUUAACUGCGUACGAAUUGCCCGCAACAAGCGAGGAAGGUCGUAAAAUACGUGAAUUAGAGGAGAUGAACAGUGAAUGUAGGAUUGAGAUCGAGUCUUUGAAAAGUAAACUUAAAACGGCCAAGGAGGCUUCAGAUCAAUAUUAUAAUGUUGCUCAGGCGUCGGAAGAGUUGUGUAAGAAUGAAAGAGAGAUGAAUGAGAAGCUCAAGUCCGAGUUGAAAAUUCAAGAGAUUAAAAUUAAAGAGCUUGAGGAAAAAUGUCAAGAACUUCAAGGUGAACUGUCAAUUCAAAUGGACGAUCAGGAUAUUGCUAAUGCAGGCAUUAAAUCUAAGUCUAAUAAAUUAGAAGAAGAACUGAAUACCACGGCAAUGGAUUUAAAUACUGCCAGAGAACAGCUGGAGAUUGUUAGAUCUGAAAACAAAGCACUCACUGAGCAACUGAAGGCCACUGAAAAUAAAUAUGCUAGAGAAGUAACUUUACAUUCGGUAGAUUUACAAUCUUUGACUUCUAUGAAGGAAGAACUGGAGAAGGUUUUGGGAGAAUCCAAAGAGUUAAUGUCUACUAAACAACAAGCUCUGGACGCACUCAAGGAGAAUAAAGAAAGCUGGGAAAAGCAGGAAGCCAUGUUUAAAAAAGAAUAUGAACAAAUAUCAAAUCGUUUGAAAGAUGCCGAAUCUCAAAAUAGCUUGCUCUUGGAUCAAAUUGAGACAUUAAAUACGCAAAUGUCCAUUUUACAAACGCAUAUAGGCAGCGGAGAUCAAGGAAACACUUCGAUUGGAGAUGUUUCAUUUAAUCGCUCCUACACCGAGGAUGAAGCGAAGUCUUCGGAACAAUUGUUGAAGAUAAUAAAAUACUUAAGACAAGAGAAAGAUAUUGCGAUCAGCAGAGCGGAUAUUGUGGACGCAGAGCAUCAACGUCUUAAGACCCAGUUUGAGUUACUCACUAAACAAUAUGAUGACAUGAAGCGACUUGUUGAAACUGAACGCCAGGAAACUGAAAUUUCAAUGGUUUCCAGCAUUAAACAUGCCGAAAUAUUACGGAAAUUGGAAACGCUUAACGCCAUUACGGACAGCAACAGAGCAUUGAGGCACGAAAGAGACCAAUUGAUUACUCAAUUGGAAGAUCUGAAAGUUAGAAUUAGUAAAUUGGAAACCGAUUCAUCGCCUCUCGAAGAAAAGUGCAAGGAAUUGCAAACCAAAGCUGAUCAAAUGCAGAAUGAAAAUAUUGCACUACGUACGGAAGCCACCAGGUGGAGACAACGUGCUAAUAUGUUGAUUGAAAAGACGAAUAGAACGAGUCCGGAAGAUUGGAAAAAACUACAGAACGAGCGUGAAAAUCUUGCCAAACAACUGACCAUUGAACGUUCGACUACUACCAAACUGAAUGAGGAAAACAACUGUUUGCGACAUGAUAAACAAAAAUUAGAAGAGCAACUUAAGAAUUUGAGAGGACAAAAUAAUAACCAAUCUGAAGAGAUUGCUAAACUAAAAGAAGAAAUGUCAGCGUUACAAUCUCAAAUUCAACAAAUUUCUGAUAAUUUGACCCAGUGUAAUGAAAAUAAUAGGAAGAUUACAGAAGAAAACUCCGCCUUAACUGAAGAGACUGCCAAUAAGGAUGCGGCUAUUAACGAUUUGAAGAACAACUUAACUCAAAUUAGGAAGAUUGCCAAGAAAUACAAAAUACAAUCAGAAGACCAACUAAAAGAAAUUGAACAGUUAAAGGGUGAAAAAGCAGCUUUAGAAACUAACAUAAAUGAUGGGGCAGAAAAACGGGAUCAACUUUUGGAAGAGCAACGAUCUGGCCUUGAACAACGUCUUGUAAGCAUGGAAGAGGAGCAUAAAGAUAACGUAGAACAGUUAACUCAGGAAUUACGUUCCGUUCGGGAGGAAAUCGAAAAUAUCAGAAAGGAAAAUGAAAGCUUGAAACAACUGGGAAUCGAAAAAGAGGAAAGGUUUAAAACACUGUUCAAAAAUGCAAAAGAACGGAUUGUUCAAUUGACUGAACAAAACAGCAAUCUUAAGGAUGCGAUCAACAGAGACAAACCUGAAAGUGAUAGCGCUGGAGAGGGUUCAAGUAAAUACAGCGAAUUAGUCGAAAAAUUAUCUAAAUUACAGAGAGAAAAAGACGAUAUUAUUCAAGAAAAGCAGCGCGAAAAGGAGAAGCACGUUAUGGAAUUGGAAUCGUUGAAUCAACGUAUCGGACAGCUGCAGAGGCAACAGGGAUCUUUGCAGGGUUCCAAACCGACCACCAGUUCGACCACUUCUGAGAAAUCAAUGGUUGAACCUCCAACUGCCAACAUAAAACCCAUGGCUGGACACUCUACUAAUACUCAAACUCAGUCUGUACCUAUUCCGCCUUGGCGAAGCGGGGGCGAACCACCUCUCGCCAGCAUACGCCCAAUGUCCGCUCAGUUUAGAACGGUGGCAGUCUUGCCUACAAGCCAGAGCCCCAGUGCUGUGAUGGUCCCACCCCAGCAGCAGGUGCACACGACGGGGUCGAGCAACAUUGAGGCGGCUCUAUCGAGCAGCCCGACUAGUUCGCACACCGAUUACGCACCCGCCACAAGUUCCGCGUCGUCGGCCUCGUCGCAUUGCGCAGGGAGCGGUGGCGGCCCGCGGCAGUUGGCCGUGCCGCCCACCCAGUCGUCGCAAGAAGCCGAAGCGGUCGAUGACGACGGGGGCGUACAAACGGCCGGACCGGCGACCAGUGCCAGCCCCUCUUCCCAAUGUAGUGCGCAGCAGCAGGCCGUCGCCCUCGUGCUUCCGCGUGUCGAACCACCAGCCGCUGCCGGCAGUGGUCAGGCGGAGCAAGGGGGCCAGUCGUCCAGCGGCGGUUCGCCGGGUGCGUCGGGCGGUGGUAGUUCGAAUGCCGUUACUACCACGCAGGCGGGUCUCAAGAGGCAACGCGAUGCGGACCCCGACGGAUCUCAGUCUGACGAUCAGUCUAAACAACAGCAGAGCAAAAGGACUAGGAUACAGCAAACUGGCACGGUUAGUGAUAGCGGCUUAGACGUGGAAUAUCAAGUUCCCACAAGUAGCCAGAGAGACCACGACGACGACAACGUGAUUGUGGUCGAAAGUGAUGAAGAUGGUGGCGCUGAUGAAGGCGAGGGUGCUGAAGAUGAUCAAGAUGACCCGGACACAGAGGGUUAUGAAAUGGAAGGCAUGGAACAAGACAACUAUGAAGAAGCAGAUUGUCAAGAUGUUGAGGAAGAUGAAGAAGGCGGUAAUGAGGUGGAAGUAAUCGAGGACUCUAGUGAAGUACCAAAUCAAAGUGAAGGUCAAAACCAAGAGGAAGAGAUGGGAGAACAAGCACAGUCGGAAGCUAUUAGCAGUGGCACAGAUGGUUCGGGUCUGAUGUCGGUAACGUUGAGCCAAGCAUCGACAUCGACGUCGGCGACAAUGCCAUCGCAAUCGCGCACGCGCCACGUGAUCCCGCUAUCCUCGUCCAGACAACCGCAACUGCAUCACCAUCAGCAGCAGCAGCUGUUGCUACCCCACGGUCUGGAGGACGUCGGAGACGACGGCAUCGUGCCAUCGACUCCGACGCUGUUCGUACCACGGCGCUCUGACGGGUUUGGCGAGGCAGUCAGUUCGCCGCAGGUGCCGACAAGUGGCGGGCGCCUGUUCACGUUCGGCGAGCCGUCGCAUCACGCGGCAGGUUCCAGUGAGGCGGUGCCCGAGCAGACGCUGGAGGUGGUCGGCAAUACGGAUGACAACAGUACCGGCAGGAGCGUGCCCAGUACUCCGUUACAAUCGUCGCCACAGGAAUCUGUACCGGGAGUCGACGAGGCUGCCGGCUCAAAUAAUUCGUCUCAUUCUGAUGCUGAGAUUCCUUCAAUAACAGUGAGCGGGGUUAACGAUAAUGAAACCGUAGGGGAGGGAAGUAUUGGAGAAGAGCUCCCGAACGUAGCCGGAACCUCCACGGAGGGAACUCACCAAUCUGAACAGACUGAAGAUAUGCUAGAUGGAGACGAUGCGGUGAGUUCUGAAGGUGAAAAGCCGCCAGCUACUGAGGAAGGUGAAGAAGAAGGACGCGAGGCUGAGGCGUCGCCCAGUGUAUCUCGAAAUAGAAAUGUACGUGGAGCGCAAUCGGCACGCAGAUCCUUGCGACAGGCAACACCUAGGGGCGGCACUACGCAACAGAGAUCAGGGCCAACGCCGAUUGUCUGGGGUGAUCAAAGAAGUCCGCAAAGCAGACAAGAUUCCCAAAGAGGCAACAGACCAAAUUCAACGCCCAAUUUUAACCGGGGAGUAGCGAGAAGAGCGAGAGGAAGAAUGCAGAGGCCUUAUGGUCGUUUCUAGUUUAGUUAUAAGUUUUCAUUCCAUAAUCAUCCAUUUUACUAUGGUUUAGCUUAUUUUUUCAAUGUGUAAAAAUUGUUUAUUUCUUGUAAAUCAUUUUUUAUAGACAGUUUGACUGAUUCAUUAAUCUAAAGUAGAGUAAGUAGUAACCUUCAUAUUGCAAUUAUUAACUAUUAGCGUCUAUUUCAAUCUGAUAUUCCUCAAACAUUUGUAUUUGUUAGACAAUUCAAACCUUGAGUAAAUACCAGUAAGGAGAGAUAAACGGUCUUUUAUAAGUUUACAACCCUUGUUUUUUAUUUUAAAUAAAUAGAUGCUAUAAAA